This is a messenger RNA of Closterium sp. Naga37s-1, 273 nucleotides long. NCBI's taxonomy places the organism in Eukaryota, Viridiplantae, Streptophyta, Zygnematophyceae, Desmidiales, Closteriaceae. The record is from the annotation of a GenBank genome assembly.
AUGGCCAUCGCGCUGAAACAAGGACUGAAAAAAAUGCAAAAGAAUGCUCCAAGCGAAUUGCUCCCUGCGGUCACCAUUCUCGUUCCAACAAAUCGCGCGCUUCUCGCCGCGAGCCUGAACCCCGCUUUCCUGAUCGACCUCAUUCAAAACAAGAAGAAGGUACAGGGUAUCGCCAAGUCCCCGCCUAUAGGGAGAAUUUUUGGAAGAAACACCAGCUGGCACUCCGCACCCAGCCACCCAGCCACGAACUACAGAGUCAAAUUGGGGGAGUAG